AUGACUUUGCUCUGCACAGCAGACGAGGAGGAAGAAGACGGUGACUUUAAACCUCGCUCUUAUCAACUAGAACUGCUCAACCAUGUUAAGAAUAGGAAUUCAAUACUCGCCCUCGGAGCUGGGUCAGGCAAGACGUUCAUCGCAAUCCUCCUGAUUAAAGAAUUGGGGCAUCAAAUUCAAGGAUCCCUGAAACAAGGAAGCAAAAGGACUGUAUUUGUGGUAAAUACUAGACCACUUGUCCACCAGCAAGCAAAACUCAUUCAAAAACAUACACACUUUAAAGUUGGCAAGUAUUACGACUCUCAGAAAGUUAAGAAUUGGAGCGAUGCGUCGUGGAUGCAAAGAUUGGAAAAGCACUCAAUGAUGAUAUUGGUGGCUCAGAUCUUUUCCAAGUUGAUCUUGACAAAAGAGUUACCACUUUCAUCGGUCAACUUCCUGAUCAUGGACGAAUGCCAUCACGCAACCAAAGAACACCCAAUGCGAGACAUCAUGAAGGAAUACCAGAAUUUGAAAGAAAAGAAAAAAAACCAUUGCAAUCUUCCCAGAAUAAUGGGUCUGACAGUUUGUGUGGUUAACUCCAAGUGUAAGAAGGAAGAUGUCUCUAAGUAUAUGGAUACACUUGAGGCAGCAAUGGAUUGUGUUCUGGUAACCUCAGAUGAUCCAGAUGCAGUCCAAAAAAUUACCACUAAAAUAGUUCCUUUUCCAAGUAAGGACAACCCAAAUCAAGUAAAUGCUCAACUAGCAGAUCUUGAACGUCACAUCAUAGAAAAAAAUCGAAAUGGCAAAAAAAGAAAGAAAAAAAUUGAGAAGGAAAUUAAAAAUAAAAUAGAGGCCAUUAAAUGUGUAAUGUCUGAUCUAGGUUACUGGUGUGUUGCUCAGGCUAUAUUGUCUGAGAUUGAAAGUCUGAAAGAAACUGGAGAACUGAAGGAAGAUCCAAAGGUGAGGGAGUUACUAAAAGGGCUGAGUAAAGUUUAUGAUGCUUGUAAACUAAAAGAAAAAACUCCUAUGAACAUCACGUUCAAAGUGAAAAGGCUCUUGGAAGUCAUAAGUAGUUUCGAAGGAGAAAUAUUUGGCUUGAUUUUUGUGCAAAGAAGAAAUACUGCAGAAAUUCUGUAUAAACUGCUUUUAGAGAUUGCAAAAAUGAAACCAGAAUUUAGCUUUGUCAAACCUUCCUAUGUUAUAGGAGGCGAGCGUUUCUCAAAACAAAAGGAAACUCUUGAAAAAUUCAGAAAGGGAGAAACCAAUUUAUUGAUAUCAACAAGUGUGUUGGAAGAAGGAGAUGAUAUUAGGAAGUGCAAUGUGGUAGUUCGCUUCGAUAUCCCACCGAAUUAUCGGGCUUAUAUACAGUCUAGGGGAAGAGCCCGUGCCAAACCUUCAACUUACGUGCUGAUGGUAGAGGAGAUGGAAGAAAGUAAAUUACAGAAAUGCAUUGAAGAUUACCGAGAAAUUGAGGCCUUAAUCCAUUCCAAGUGUCAUGAUCGGGAUUUGCCAGCAGCACACGAAACAAGUGACAAUUUUGAUGAACACGUGAUGCCUUAUGAACCCUAUGGGCCUGAAAGACCAAAGAUUACAAUCAACUCUGCCAUACAGCUUGUGUAUUUGUAUUGUGAGAAAUUGCCUUCUGACAGAUUCACAGGUAAUUUGCCAGAGAUAGAUGUCAAAGAACUUACUUACAAAGGAUUUAUUGCUGGGAUCAGACUUCCAAUCAUGGCACCUCUGAAAGAGAAAAUAUAUGGUAGAGAGUGUAAAACCAAAAUCCUGGCAAAAAAGUCUGCUGCACUGCAACUCUGUAUUAAAUUACAUGAGAUGGGAGAGCUAGAUUCUGAUUUUCGGCCAAAGGAGAAUACUGAUGAUAGCUUAGUAGAAGGUUUGGUAGACCUCCCACCUGAAGAACCAGUUCCAGAUGGAACAUCAGAUUCCGGUACCAUGAAGAGAAAAGAAGUGUAUGUCAAGGACAUUUGUCUUCACUUUUCAUAUGUUCAUGGAAUGACAUACUGUCUGUAUUCCCUAGACAUCAAACCUUACGGUCUGAAUGAGCUUUCUUCAGGUAACACAAAGAUCGGUUUUAUCUGUAAGGAAGGUUUGGCAAUUAGCCCCUUUCAACUUUUCUUAUCAAAAUGGGGAGAUGUGAUUGUAAAUGUACAGAAGGUUGGACCAAUGGCAAACUUAGAUAAAGUUUUAUUUGACAAGAUUAAGAAGUUUCAUAGGCUGAUUUUUGAAAACCUUUUACAGCUAGAGUCAAAUGUGAUAUACUUUGAUCCUGAAGAAUCCAAAUGUGGCUUGUUUAUUGUACCUCUUUAUCCUACUGGAAGCAUUGAUUCGAGUGUACUGAAUAAGGUCAAUUGUUAUUACUCACUUGGACCUAUGAAGAUAAAUGUACGCACGUCCAGAAGAUCAGACUUUAAAGAUGCCUUGAUUUAUAAAUUAAAUUCUGAUCAGCUGUAUUAUAAAACAAAGGCAACAAAAAAUAAGGAAAGGGCAUUGUCGUUUGUUACACCUGAACUCUAUAUAUUUCCCCUGAAAGCCUCCUUAUGGUGGCAAAUUAUAUGCAUUCCGUCCAUCUUCCAUCGUCUGAACAGCCUUAGCGUAAUGCAGGAAUUCAUUAAGGAAACAGGCAUCAAAUUACCUACUUCAGAACGCAAAGUCAUUGACUUCUCCGGCACAAAGACAUUGAUCUGUGAGAUGCUUGGUUCCUCAGAAAAUACUGUGCCAAAAUUCUUAAACAGGAAGAACUAUGUCUCUAUCCAUCCCUUCGACAUGUUACAGGCUUUCACUCUCAAAGAAGCCGGUGAAGACUUUAAUUUGGAGAGGCUUGAAUUAUUAGGUGACUCUUUCCUCAAAUUUGCCAUAGGAGAAGCCUUGUUUCUGAGAAGGAAAUAUAAUGAAGGAACGCUUUCUCGUACCCGUGGCAUAUUGGUAUCCAACAAAAUCUUGUUUAGAUUGGCAUCCCAGAAAGAUCUAGCAGGAAAAAUUGCUGCAAAACCCUUUAACCCAAAGAAGAAUGGAUUUACACCGGGCUUUCAAAUAAAGCCUGACUUUGAGAAAAUGUUGCGAAGUCUGGAAGUACCCUCAGAUCUUUGGCAUCGGAUUCUUGGCACUGCGGAUACUAUUUCUGACUUGGAGAAGGCAGUCCAAAAUUUGAUGCCAGAUGGGAAUCGGAACUCGUGUUAUAACCCAUGGACAGAGCACGACGUUUCCGGUAAGAGCCUUGCAGACUGCACUGAAGCCAUAACUGGCGCCUAUCUUCUUGUGUGUGGCGAUGAGGCUGCUUUAGCCUUCCUUGACUGGCUAGGAGUCGGGGUCUGCAAGGGCAAGUCACUGUUAAAGGAACCAAAGACAAAGACUGCUUGCGUACGAAAAGAAUGUGCACAGGAGAUAGAAAUGUUAUACCAAAAAGUAGGCCUCAAACAGUUAGAGAAAAAGAUUGAUUAUUCUUUUCGCGACAGAAGUUUCAUUGUCCAGGCCGUCACUCAUAGUUCGUAUCAGGAUAACUUGGUGAAAGACAACUAUCAGAGACUCAAGUUCUUAGGAGAUGCAGUACUGGGCUACCUGGUGACAUGUCAUAUAUUUUGCUGCUAUACAGAUAACUCUCCAGGCGAGCUGUCAGAUUUGAGGUCAUAUCUUGUUCGGAAUGACACCCUUGCCCGUGCAGCAGUGAAGGAAAAUUUUCACAAACACCUGCUGCAUCUUAACCCAGAGCUUCUAAAGUCAGUUAACGAGUUUCUCUCCAGUCUUGGCCAAGACCACUUGGAAGAGGACUUCAAGACAGAAGAUGAUGCACAAAACUGUGGUGACAUUGAACUACCAAAGGCACUUGGGAAUAUGGUGGAAGCUAUUAUUGGUGCCGUGUACCUUGAUAGCAACAGGUCACUCCAGGAUGCAUGGCACGUUAUACAAAGGAUAUUAGGGAAACUGCUAAAUUCCAGGCAGGAAAUUAAGGCAGUACACUUAGAUCCUGUCCGUAUCCUGCAUGAGGCAGUGCCAGGAGAGAAUCAAGUCGUCUUUGAAAAGGGCCGAAAUGAUGGAAAUGAAAUCUUAUCUUACACAGUGAAGGUAGCUGGCGUUGGCAUCUUUACAGGUCGUGGCAAGAACUACCGAGUGGCAAAGAAAAGAGCGGCAUGGAGUGCCCUAGAGAAAAUCAAAAGCCAGAAGCCUGAAACUGUUUGA
Molecule: messenger RNA, 4167 nt
Organism: Penaeus indicus
Lineage: Eukaryota; Metazoa; Arthropoda; Malacostraca; Decapoda; Penaeidae
Product: endoribonuclease Dicer-like
Biological process (GO): apoptotic DNA fragmentation; siRNA processing; pre-miRNA processing
Cellular component (GO): RISC complex; cytoplasm; nucleus
Molecular function (GO): RNA binding; ribonuclease III activity; deoxyribonuclease I activity
Source: RefSeq, a predicted model, not a curated record